Aspergillus piperis CBS 112811 is the source of this 390-nucleotide messenger RNA. RefSeq lists its product as uncharacterized. The record is from RefSeq and is a predicted model, not a curated record. Lineage: Eukaryota; Fungi; Ascomycota; Eurotiomycetes; Eurotiales; Aspergillaceae. Bases 1 to 390 code for a protein of 129 amino acids. The transcript is spliced from 5 exons.
AUGCUGUUCGCCCUACUAAUGGAAUUUAAAGGGCUCUUGGCCACCAGUACCAUGGCGGUACUCACCAUUCAUAAGGCUGACGUUAUCUAUGGUGUGGGAACUGGGGUCAGCAGAGAGAUUCCUGAUCCACUUUCAUGGGAAGCGAACGAUAUUUGGGAAAAGUUAACAGCGACGCUGACCAUUGUUACACGACGCCAGAAGGUGACACAAACGUUGUCGAUCCCAGCGUGGCAUUCAGACGAUCUACUGAUGAUGGUAAAGGCCAUUGAAGAGGAAGGUGAUCGGGAUGUUGCCGGUACAGGAAUCCAAUGCAUCCAUCCAUAUAAGUUCACUCAUCUUCCUGACAAGGGCGCUCACGGGUACUUGGCCCUUGCGUGCGGUCUCCACUAG